AUGGAUGUAGAUGAAACUAAUACGCUAGUUGAAAAAUCGAAUAAUGAGAAAAUGAAUGGUGAACUUAAUGAAAAACUGUACGACACUCUCAGGCAUAAGCUAGAAUCAUUAUCGCAAAUAAAGUUUGCAGCUUAUCGUGUUGCUGGUAAACUACGGGUAUUGCAAAAGUAUUUGAAAUUAACAUACGUCGAUUAUAAUGUUCUUGUUCGUGCUUUUAACACGCAUAAAUUACAGUUUGGUGAAGGGGGGACAAUAAAGCAAGACGAAGCUCGAAAAGUAUUAUGUGCCAUCUAUCAACUGUUAUCGCCAUAUCAUUUUAAUGAAUCAAGUAUCGAUGAAACAAUAGACACGUUAUUGGAAAUAAUGAAAGACAUGCUGGAUGCGAAGUCGCAAGAUUUUUUUGAUGUGAAUGCAUUCAAAAUUGUUUUAUUCGCUUUAUCCAAUGCAAAAUUGCCAGAAAAAUAUCGUUGCUUUUUUCGGCAAGUAACACAUCCAAACGUAAUUGCUUCACAAAGCAAAUUAACAGAAUUAUUUGAGAUACUUUUAAAGCUACCAAAUUAUUUUGAUAACGUUGAUCCAUUUCACUACGACAAUAUACCAGCGUGUGUACAAAGCUGUCUCGAUCAUACACACGAUGGUGUUGUACGUGAAGAUAUUUUUGUUAAUUGGAUGGGACGUGAACCUCAAACUCUAGUAUGGCUUCCAACAAUGCAUCGCUUAAUUGCAACAGAAACAGGUUCAUAUCGCUGUUUACGUUGUUUUAAUUAUGAUUUAUGUCAAAAAUGUUUUUUUACUGGCGCUCACGUGCGCACACAUGAUGGUUCACAUCCAAUUGAAGAAUAUUGUAAACAAGUAACACCAUUUGAAGAUUUGAAAGCGUUUUAUGAAUUUAUCAAACUAAAACUUGGGAAUCGAGAAGUAAAACGAAAAGAACGUUAUCUAACGAUCGAGCGUUCAAAAUCAUUUUGCGAUACCCCGGUUUCAUCAGCAAAUAGCUCGAGUCUUUUAAUGAACAAUGGCAUUAAUGGUACAAUGGUUCGACACGAUGAUCUUUCAAGAAAAACUUUAUUAAAUGAAAUAUAUAAACCCAUGCCGAAAAGUGACACAAGUGCAACAACAUUGUCACAUCCAUCCGAUCUAAAUGAGCAAGUUGUGCCAUUAGUUCAUCAAACUGGUUACGAUAAUGUGCCAGAAAAUCAAAUUGGUGCAAAAAAAUUAUCAUCACCAUUAAAGAAAAAAUUAACAAGUGAUGAACCAUUAUCACAAAAAGAACAAGUAAAUGGGAAAACAAAAUCCAAGGGAACUAAAAAUAAUUAUAUGAAUGUAAAUGAAAAUCCAAAUAAUAAGAAAAUUGACUACGCUGUAAUUAACAAAAAAGCAAACAUUCGUCAAGAAUUACCCAUUGAUGGUGCACCACUCAUUUUACCAAAACAACACUCACCAACAAAGAAAAAUUCAUCGAAAAAAAUCGAAGAGCAUUUGUUAUUAACAGAUCAUUAUAAACUACCACCCAUUGAUAAAUCGUCGAAAGAUGAAGAUGAAGGACCACCAUUACCACCGAAACAACGACAAAAUUCGUCUAGGGCAUUAGUCUACGACUUUAUUGGCAGCGAACUUCAAGAGUUGAAAGAAACAUUAGCUCAAUUUGAGGAUAAUAGUUCGAAUAAGAUAUUUACAGGGGAACAUUCAAUAAACAUGACGGAAGAUAGUCGUCGUUUACCUCCCGAUAUGAGAAAUUUACGUGCAUGUCUAUUAUGCUCGUUAAUUAAAAAUGUUAAUAUGUUUGAUGAAGAGGGUUGUGAUAAUUGUGAAGAUUAUUUACAUUUAAAAAACAAUCGUGAUCGUGUUUAUAGGUGUACAUCAUCGAAUUUUGAAGGUAUGAUUGCAUUAAUGCAACCAGAAGAAAGUUGGGUAGCAAAAUGGCAACGAAUUGAUCGUCAUUGCAAAGGUUUAUAUGCUGUAUCAGUUACAGGCACAUUGCCACGAGACAUACAACGAGAUUUACAAAGAACUAUUGAGAAACAUUUAAUGUUUUUGACAUCAUUUUCGUGUCAUUGGAAAUUCUGCUUUAUCACUAGUUCAAUAAACAUGACGGAAGAUAGUCGUCGUUUACCUCCCGAUAUGAGAAAUUUACGUGCAUGUCUAUUAUGCUCGUUAAUUAAAAAUGUUAAUAUGUUUGAUGAAGAGGGUUGUGAUAAUUGUGAAGAUUAUUUACAUUUAAAAAACAAUCGUGAUCGUGUUUAUAGGUGUACAUCAUCGAAUUUUGAAGGUAUGAUUGCAUUAAUGCAACCAGAAGAAAGUUGGGUAGCAAAAUGGCAACGAAUUGAUCGUCAUUGCAAAGGUUUAUAUGCUGUAUCAGUUACAGGCACAUUGCCACGAGACAUACAACGAGAUUUACAAAGAAGUGGAAGAUCAUAUCGCUCAAGAGAUCUUAGUUUAAAAACAUAG
Molecule: messenger RNA, 2448 nt
Organism: Didymodactylos carnosus
Lineage: Eukaryota; Metazoa; Rotifera; Eurotatoria; Philodinida; Philodinidae
Source: the annotation of a GenBank genome assembly